AAGUCUCUAGUCUUUCUUCUUUAAUCACUAAACUAAUCACUCAACUUUUUUCUUUUCUAAAAUGGGCAUUCAACUGAUGGGGAUAGCUCAUGCCAAACAAAAGCUUCAACGAAGCCUUUCGGCGAAAAUCGCCAGCGUUUUAGCUACUUGCAACGUUCCGAAAGGUCACGUUGCCGUCUAUGUCGGAGAAGGGUACAGAAAAAGAUUUGUGAUUCCGAUAUCAUACUUGAAUCAUCCUAUGUUCUUGCAGCUUCUACAUCGUGCUGAAGAAGAAUUCGGAUUCGAUCAUCCGAUGGGCGGUCUUACAUUACCAUGUAGUGAAGAUUAUUUCAUUACUCUUACUUCAGCUCUAAGUUGCUCAUGAGAAGAUGAAGAACUUAUUUUUCCUUUUUGUCUCAUUAAUUAAUUUUAUUUAAUCUGAAAGUAUAAACAAUCUGAGACCAAAAAUCUAACUCAGAUUUGUUUUUCACUUCUUGGAAGUGAUCACUGCUGCCUCACUAAAUUCAAAAUUUAUGUAGAUUUUUUCUAAUUUGUAAAUUAAUCAAAUAUCAUUAUCACUUGUUGCUGAA
Molecule: messenger RNA, 569 nt
Organism: Mercurialis annua (annual mercury)
Lineage: Eukaryota; Viridiplantae; Streptophyta; Magnoliopsida; Malpighiales; Euphorbiaceae
Product: auxin-induced protein 15A
Exons: 1
Coding region: 62-364 (100 amino acids)
Biological process (GO): response to auxin
Source: RefSeq, a predicted model, not a curated record